GAAAAAUCACUUGAAACUACAUCAUUUUAGCAAUUCUUAGCACUGUUUCUAAAACACAACGCUUUAUAUAUGUCUUAUACACAAUGCAGUUUUGUAGAUAUUGACCUUCCCACCGGUAACUUAUCCACCAGAGACGCCAAUACCGAGUACCGUAUCAACAAUAUCUGCCACAGUACCAAGUACAAGCACAUUUCCUUAUGGUAAGUGUAUAGAUGAAAAAAACGUCUUUCUUUCCCUCACUAUCGAUCUAGAAGUUGUUGAUUCAGUUCCAACACAAUACCCUCUAACUACUCCUUGUGUAUCUGUCGGAGUACUACCACUACCAUGUGUUUGCCUUCCGCAGUACGAGCAAUGCGCUCCGGACAUCUGCUGCUUGAAGAAGAGAUUUCGGACACAUCACGAUGAUGCCGUUGGACCGCAAACCGUCGAUCUGUUGAUGGAUAUUCUGAAAGACAUCAAGAAAAAGAUCAGUGGUAGCUAA
Angiostrongylus costaricensis is the source of this 481-nucleotide messenger RNA. Lineage: Eukaryota; Metazoa; Nematoda; Chromadorea; Rhabditida; Metastrongylidae. The record is from the annotation of a GenBank genome assembly.